CAACACAAAAAAAUGGACGCACUUCGGGAGCAGGUGAUGAUCAAUCAGUUUGUGUUGGCCGCGGGCUGUGCCAGGGAGCAGGCGAAGCAAUUGCUGCAGGCAGCGCAUUGGCAAUUUGAGACCGCUCUCAGUAUUUUCUUCCAAGAGGCGGCGAUACCCUCCUGUGCGCAAGGAGCCGGCACCCACUUCGGCCAAAUAACACCAUGCAAUACGCCAGCCACUCCGCCAAAUUUCCCGGACGCGUUGCUGGCGUUUUCCAAAAUGUCUGCAGGUGAAAAAACUCCGUCGGGUAUGUCUCCGAGCCAGAAUGGAUUUCAGGCGAAUUCGACACCGAUGGCGGGCAUCGUGCAGCAUCAUACCGCCGGUGGCCGGUGUAGUGCAUCCGGUAACACAACACAGCAACAGACGCAACCCCAACAAACGCAAUUCGGCCUGGGCGAGCCACAGAGAUAAAAAUGACUGUGCUAAUUGACGAUGCGCAAGCACGAAACGUCACGUAGAUGCGCGCGAUAACGUUUCCGGAAAACAAAAUAUUGCGCUCUAAGCAUGAAACGAAAAAGAGAGAGGGAAGUGAACAACGUAUAUACGGAAAAGAGGAAACUUCAUGUUUUCUGAGAAAAUGCAUCCUUCCCGGAAGAGAAUGAGAGAAAUUCUCGAACGACAUCGCAGCGACUACACGAAAGAUAUCUUCUACAGAUCAGAACUGGAUUGAAUCGUUAUUCACGCACAAUAAGCAAAGCGUGCAUUAUGUUACGUGCGAAUGCGCGAAUAAGUCUGAGUGUUGAUUUCCCCGACGAUGCCCGAGAGAAUAUGACACGUAUUUCAAUUGCUAGAUUUCCUUCUCGGCUUCCUCGAGAGAUCUAGCGUAGGACGGUAUGUUGAGUAUAGUCCUCUAUGUCUAUGUAUAUAGCGACACAAAACGCGAGAGAGGGAGAAGGGACGAAAAUCAUAUCAAAGAGCCUUCUUUUUUUCUCUGACACGUCGGGACCACCUCAUAGGUCCAAAAAAUGAUCGAGGACAUCGAUAAUUUGGAAUAGUCGCACUAUGAGAAAUGGCUCCAUCACUCCAAUCUGACUUCCUUGUCUCCUUAGAUACUAUAGACACGUGACUGUUUCUCAAAUUCACUGUACGUCACCGUUAGACUAGGCGAUGGAUUUCCACUAUCACUUCCACACCACAGUACAAAAGAGUUUCGAGGUACAGUUUCCUCGGUUACUUGAAAACUUACUCUUUAUCGCACAUUUUCGCGGAAGAUAAUGACGGAAGAUUGUACGGUAUCUUUAAUGUAGAUGGAACGACAUCGCUACUGCACGAUGACUCCGCAGACAUUUGUUUAAUCAUGGAACUCGAGUGUUUUAUUACGAUUCUUUCGCUGUUCUCUUAAAAUAGUGAUGCUUGCGGUACGCGUUACUUGCGUGCCGUUUCCAUAUACAUAAGCGAUAUUUCGAUGGUAUAAAUAUACGAGGCUAAGUAUAAUAAACGAAGUUCUAACGUGUAAAAAUUUGUAAAAAGAGUAUCCCGAGUUAUGUAACGUUCGUUUUACAUAAUAAAUAACUAUGUAAAAAGUAAGUAAAAUAAAAAAAAUCACAAGGAAGAGAUCUCGCGAGUGAUAAAAGUAUAAUAGUCUGAAGGAUUGAUUCAGGAAUUAAUGUAACCCGGUGAAUACGAGCAGUGAGAAAUUCUUGAUUCGAUUAUUUCGACUAUUCGCGAACUAGAGAUUAUUGCCUGGGUUUACGCAGCACUAGACUUCACGAUGUUUACAAAAGAAUGCUCUUAUAUGGCAGCUGGCAAUACGAUUCUGAUAUCAUAGUAUAUCAAUAUUUGAAUAUAUGGAACUCUGUAUCUUUCAUUAUAUUUCUCGUAACAUACAUGGACGAUUAUUCGUAUUAUAGAUACAUACUUGUUUUCAUUAAGACUCUAUUUAUUCGAUGUAGCAGCAAAUUUAGUUCUUCAUAGCU
Cyphomyrmex costatus is the source of this 1958-nucleotide messenger RNA. RefSeq names its product UBA-like domain-containing protein 2. The coding region runs from base 13 to 453 and encodes 146 amino acids. The transcript is spliced from 4 exons. The record is from RefSeq and is a predicted model, not a curated record. NCBI's taxonomy places the organism in Eukaryota, Metazoa, Arthropoda, Insecta, Hymenoptera, Formicidae. Gene Ontology annotation, molecular function: protein binding.